GUUUGAUUUUGAAUUUCUCUGCCGCUGGAGAAAAAGGAGGAGGCGGAAGAAGGGGGUCAAACAGAGGAACCUGAACUGGAUGGUGGGGGUCUUUCCGCACCGCUGGGACAGCGAAGCUGCUCAUCACAUCCCAUUAGGAAACUUCAGGCGUCUUCCAGUACUUUCCACCACCACAACCAGCAGUGCAGUCUGGCGGAUUUUGCUACAGAGCCGCCAUCUUUGUGAGACCAGCAGGCAAAAAUGAAGAUGGAAGCAACAAACUCAGCCAUGGCAGCUGAGAGGUUGCAGAGAGUGGGGAGGGUCCCUUCCAUCGUCCAGACCGAGAGCAUCUGGGAGGGUCUGCGAAGGAUGGCAGCCCACCCUCAGGUGAAGGAGGAACCAGGUGAAGGCCUCCUUCCUCAGCGUGAGGCCCAGUGGCACGGCUGCGUCACGAUAGUGGGGGCUCCUCCUUGCCCUUGGGACGUUGCCUCUACCGUGCCCGAGGAGCCCUGGCCGUGGGACAACACUGAGGCCUUCCUACGCUCCUUUGAGCAGGUGGCCCAGGCCUGCCAGUGGCCCACAGAGGAGUGGGCAUCCAGGUUGCUGCCCGCCCUCCGGGGAGAAGCUGAGCAAGCUUAUCGCCGGCUGUCAAGGCCAGACCAAGAGGAUUAUGGGAAAGUGAAGGCGGCCAUCUUGCAUGGGGACAUCCUGAACCGGGAGAAGCAGCGCCAACGUUUCCGGCAUUUCUGCUACCAGGAGGCUGAGGGUCCGCGGGGGGCGUACAGCCGGUUGCAGGUGCUUUGCCAUGAGUGGCUGAAGGUGGAGAGGCUCUCCAAGGAGCAGAUCCUGGAGACCCUGGUGCUGGAGCAGCUGCUUGACACCCUGCCCCACGAAGUGCAGAAUUGGGUGAGGGAGCAGGACCCCGAGAACUGCUCCCAGGCGGUGUGUCUGGCGGAGGAAUACCUGAACGCGCAGCGAAACACCAAAGCAGAGGAACAACAGGCAGCGGUGGUCUUGUAUCGUUCCCUGGGGAUCCAACCUCCGUCAGACCUGGAAGAGAGACAGGGGUGCCCACAAGUCAAGGCAGAAGAAGAGGCUGAGGCCCAGAUUGUUGGUCCUCGGCACAGAAAGGAAAAAUACUGGGAAUAGGAGAAAGUUCGCUAUUUUUGCAGACAAUGCUAGUUAAGCAAAAGUAAGGAUAUUUUGUCUAAGAAUAGUCCGAAGAACACAGUGCUGUCCUGGGUCCUGAUCCUUUUUUUUUCCUGCUUUUUUUCUCUCCUGGUAAAGCCUAGAGAUCGCUUAAACAAGCUACGUCUUGCUUGGCAGCUUUUCUUCCCUUAUAGGCGUUAUCCACUCUGUAACCAUAAUUAGUUCAUUAAUGGCCUCUGGCACGGGCUUGCUAUGCUGACUGAAAUUCACAAAAUCCUUACCUUAACAACUCACAGCCCCAAGCACUAUUUUAAUCCUCUCAGUGUGAAUUCCCUGUGGCGUUGUCUGUUUACUAACUUCUAUUCUUUUCCUUUCCAAUGAAUGUAAAAUACAAAACGUUAAUUUCCUUCCUUGUUACUCACCCGAGCUUUCAAAAGGGCUGUGGAGUUGAUUUGUUUCUUUGAUGUUUUAUUAAUCAAAUUUGUAUCCUGCUGCAAUCACAGCACACUUAGGGGCUCACAAAUUAAGAAUAUGCAAAGUAAAUAAAAAUAUAAAGAGACAGGGAUCUAAAAGCUAUCUAGAAAAAGUUUAAGCUUCAAGUUACUUUCCCCCACAUCUAUUAUUUCUGUAGUAUCCUCAAAGAGUUAUUGUUUUAAUAAGAUUCCCUGCACUCAGUUGUUCAGUCCCUGGUCAUCUCACAGCUGGACUAUUGUAAUGCUCUCUGUAAGGGGCUGCCCUUGAACACCAUUCAGAAGCUACAGCUGAUGCAGAGUGGGGCAGUGCAGGUAGUUUUGGGGCCCCCAAGAAUGGCCCCUGUAACACCACUGCUCUGUGAGCUGCAUUGGUUACCAGCAGGGGUCU
This is a messenger RNA of Crotalus tigris (Tiger rattlesnake), 1989 nucleotides long. Its product is annotated as SCAN domain-containing protein 3-like. The record is from RefSeq and is a predicted model, not a curated record. The coding region runs from base 241 to 1128 and encodes 295 amino acids. The transcript has 4 exons. Lineage: Eukaryota; Metazoa; Chordata; Lepidosauria; Squamata; Viperidae.